Symbiodinium sp. CCMP2456 is the source of this 2520-nucleotide messenger RNA. The record is from the annotation of a GenBank genome assembly. NCBI's taxonomy places the organism in Eukaryota, Dinophyceae, Suessiales, Symbiodiniaceae.
AUGACUUUUGAUGAAGCUGCCGCCCCGCCUUCCCCCGCAGCAGCUGUCUUGACUCUUGCAGCACCUCAGUCCGAGUCCGAGAACGAGGGGGACGACAUGCUGAAGUUUGCACUAAAGAAGAUGAUCGAGGACAAGGAUAUCUACGGCACGCCACUGAAGGAGCUGUUCACGCAGACGGUCAACCACAGCUACAAGCAGACCAGGAAGGACAAGUACGAGAAGAAGCUGAUUUGGUAUUAUUGUGAUGUUGCUUAUGAAGGUGUUCGGUCCGACAAGGACGAGGAGGAGCUCAGACGAGACACGAGGCUGGGUGAAGCUGGGGCUCCUGUCGGUGCUGUGGCUCUGGGGUUGGGGGCUAGCUUGCCCAACCUCAACUCCGAUGAUGAAGAUGAUGUUGAGGCUGAGGAUGAGGAUGAAGAUGAAAAGGAUGACGAUCCUGAGGAGGGCAAGCCCUCGGCUAAGCUAAGAAAAAAAAAGACCAAGGAGGCUUUGGAUGACGUGAACGAGGACAUCGAAGGGAUCCCGGCCCUCCUUGACGAGAUCCUGAAUCUCUCCGGCCGAUCCACGAAGGAAGCGAAUUUGCUGCAGAAGCAGAUCAAAGAACUAUGUGGGCUACAUGAUGAACUGGCCGACAUAAAGUCUGCCUGCGACUGCGAGGAGAACAUUGAUGCACAGAUGCUGGACAGCAUGAAGCUGACUCUGCUGAUGAACAAGGUCAACAAGCUGCAUCUCGGCCAGCAAUGCCUGUCCUCUGCACCGCAAUCAUGGUCCGAAGAUUUUUCCUGCAGGACUGUGCUUUCCCGUGCGAAGCCGGAGAAGCCCCCCAAGGGUGCAAAGCCGAAGGCCACCGAUCCUGACGCCGCUGAAGCCGCAAAGGAGCCCUUGUCCCACAAGAAACGGGAGCACUUCAUGUGCGACUUCGGGGAAGGGUCGUGCGAGCAGUACUUUAUCUCUGCGAUCCCUGGACAGCAUCAAAUCCUCGGCUUCGGUGGCAUCUACUGCGAGCUCUGGACCACAAGCUGGAGCUAUAGCAAAGGCUCUGUAUCGCAUGACUUGCUUGGCCGGGUGGCACAUGCCGUAGAGAACGAGAUCAACGAAUCCUUUGGGGAGGAAGCUGCCACGAAGCUUAAGUCUUACAAGCUUCUCCACAAGAUGAGUCAUGGGCACAGCACCGGUCAUGCAGCACAGAAGACUCGACAGGCUUUAGAUGCAAUGCCAGAGAGCCAGGCACCGGUACAAGUUACCGGAGUUGACAUUGGCUUGGAGAAUCUUUUUCCGUGUAUUCUUUUUUCUGAUUAUCUUCGGGUGCUAGCUGAUGAGAAUAAAAUGAAUGUGCUUACACGAGAUGUUGAUCUUCAAACUUUCUGGGACAAGAUGCAGCCGCUCAAACCAAAGCAUCCCAUCUUCGCUUUGCCUCCAAGUGCAAGGGCAUUUACGAUUCCACUCUACCUUAUAGGGGAUGAAGGCAGGGGCUACAAGAAGUCGGCUGUUUUCGUGCUGGGGUCAGAAUCCAUGUUGGGAGAAGGCUGUGAUGCACAAGAUUCCCGAACGGCAAAGGACAAGAUGAAAAUGAACUUUGUUGGAAACACACUGCUUACCAGGCAGCUGUUCGCAUGCAUGCCAAAGUACUUGUACGCCAAGAAUGACAAGCCCCUUCACAACCUUAUAAAUGUCUGGGCAGAAGACUUCGCGAGACUCUUCUACGAUGGCCUGGAAACCCGCAGCGGCGGAUCCACGCAGACAUGGCGAGUCGCCGUUAUGGGCUUGAAGGCUGACUGGAUGGACUCUGUCAUCUGUGUAUGGCGAAUACAAGGCAAUGUCCUACAUGGCACGAAUGUUAGUCUCUGGGAUUUCAAUCUGACUGGAUCGUCUGCCAAAGGUCUCGACAAGAACAUGGAUCAUUUGUUUCAGGAGAUGAAAGCAUUUUCUGCUGAUCGAAAACUUUAUUUGCACAUGAAUGCUUUGACUGCGAAGGGGAUCUUGGGGGUCCACUCAUCAGCAGACUUCCCUGUUGGGCUAUGGUUUAAAGGGGCCGACACAUCAUUCGUCCUAAAGUUUCUCGUCUUCAAGUUCGAGAGUGUAUUGGAAUCCGAUGCCCCUGUGGGCCACGACCUUGAGUAUCUCCGAACAAUUCUGGAGUGCCUGCAAGCUUCAGAUGGGUUCUUGAGCUCUUUGUACAAGGCCGGCUUGUUUCUCGACAGACGACGACUUACAAAGGUUGUGCAGCUGGGGAUGCAGAUGCUUACCUUGUACACUCGCAUUGCAGCAAUGGCACAUUCGCGAUCCUUGCCAAGAUUCAAACUUACACCGAAGUAUCACAUGUUGAUGCACGUGAUCUAUCAAUUGAGGCUGGACCUCACUUCCGACCGAUUGCCCCUCAACCCUCUCGCCUAUUCAUGUCAGAUGAGCGAGGAUUUCAUAAAUCGGGUUGCCACGCUUGCGAGGGCUGUGAACCCCAGGUUCGUUCCCGAGAGAACCUUGUACCUGUACAAGGUUGCACUUGCCAAAGUGUGGGAGUGA